Messenger RNA from Leucoraja erinaceus (little skate), 1859 nucleotides. Its product is annotated as isocitrate dehydrogenase [NADP], mitochondrial-like. Lineage: Eukaryota; Metazoa; Chordata; Chondrichthyes; Rajiformes; Rajidae. Gene Ontology annotation, cellular component: mitochondrion. Gene Ontology annotation, biological process: isocitrate metabolic process. Gene Ontology annotation, molecular function: isocitrate dehydrogenase (NADP+) activity; NAD binding; magnesium ion binding. The record is from RefSeq and is a predicted model, not a curated record. The transcript is spliced from 12 exons. The coding region runs from base 16 to 1485 and encodes 489 amino acids.
CCCAGAGCGGACCCCAUGGAAAAUGCGCCACCCCCAACCAGCAGUACAUCCAGCAACACAACAUCAGAUGAAGAAACCGAAGAAAGGCACACACCCAUAACUAUGGAGAUUGAUAAUACCAUGGUGGUGGCCUAUAUUAACCAUAUGGGCGGAAUAAAAUCGAUAUCGUGUGACAAUUUGGUCAACACAAUCUGGCAAUGGUGUGUCGAUAGACAUAUUUGGCUAUCAGCAAUUUACCUACCAGAUACUAAAAGGCGAAUCGAAGCAGAUAAUCCAGUUGUAGAAAUGGAUGGGGAUGAAAUGACCAGAGUGAUUUGGAGUUUCAUUAAAGAAAAGCUUAUUCUGCCAAAUGUUAAGGUACAACUGAAAUACUUUGAUCUUGGUCUCCCCAAUCGAGAUAAAACAGCUGACCAGGUGACCGUUGAGUCUGCUCUGGCAACACAGAAAUAUGGAGUGGCGGUGAAGUGCGCCACUAUUACACCAGAUGAAGCUCGUGUGGAAGAGUUUGGACUGCAACAAAUGUGGAAAAGCCCAAAUGGGACUAUUCGGAAUAUUUUGGGUGGCACGGUGUUCAGAGAUCCAAUUAUUUGCAAAAAUAUCCCACGCCUGGUUCCUGGUUGGGUGAAACCAAUAACAAUAGGACGGCAUGCAUAUGGCGAUCAGUAUCGAGCCAUAGAUUUUGUCAUGGACAAACCAGGCAACUUCAAACUUGUCUUCGAACCUAAAGAUGGAAGCAAAUCUCUGGAAUGGAAUGUGUUUGACUUUCCUAGUGGAGGAGUGGGAAUGGGAAUGUACAAUACCGAUGAGUCUAUUACAGGAUUUGCACACAGCUGUUUCCAGUAUGCCUUGUCCAAGAAAUGGCCUCUUUAUAUGAGUACCAAGAACACCAUUAUGAAGGCCUAUGAUGGAAGAUUUAAGGACAUAUUCCAGGAUAUUUUUGAAGCAAAUUACAAAGCAACAUUUGAUAAGAUGGGCAUCUGGUAUGAGCACCGGUUGAUCGAUGAUAUGGUGGCACAGAUGCUGAAGUCCUCGGGAGGUUUCGUCUGGGCUUGUAAGAACUAUGACGGAGAUGUUCAGUCUGACAUCCUGGCACAAGGAUUUGGUUCUCUGGGGCUGAUGACAUCAGUGCUGAUUUGUCCAGAUGGGAAGACAAUUGAAGCUGAAGCGGCUCAUGGAACAGUUACUCGACAUUACAGAGAGCACCAGAAGGGUAAAUCCACCAGCACAAAUCCAAUUGCCAGCAUAUUUGCCUGGACUCGAGGGCUGGAACACAGAGCAAAGCUGGAUAGCAAUCAUCAGCUUAAGCAGUUUUCUAAUACACUAGAGCAGGUGUGUGUGGAAACUGUGGAGAGUGGUAUCAUGACAAAGGACUUGGCUGCUUGCAUUUACGGACUUCAGAAUAUAAAGCCAGGGCAACAUUAUGUGUACAUGGAGGAAUUUCUUGAUGCCAUCAAGGAAAACUUGGACACGAAGUUGAGUCAUUGAAACUGACCAAGAACAAUGAAAGAAGCGUCAACAUCCUUUCCAUGGAGCAGUUACUAUGCUGAAGAGUGACUUCACUCCGCCUGUACGGUUUGCAACGUUGGAAGUAAACUGACUUAUUAUUAUUGCUAGCAUUUGUUAAUCUGAACAUGUUUAAAUUCAAUGUAUUCAUUUACAAUUACAGCCCAUAAUUCCGUCCUUUGUGCCGUUGGGUUGCCUGGAACUUCUAGUUGUUUUGAAUCGUUGUCGGAGCAUGUUGUACAAAAACAAAUAUGAACAUGUUAUAAAAUCUCGGUGCCAGUUGAAACUGUUUGGUUACCAAUUGAACAUUGUACUGUAUUUACAAUUUUGCAAAUUAAACGGAACAAUGUUUUAUA